Molecule: messenger RNA, 1139 nt
Organism: Hyaena hyaena (striped hyena)
Lineage: Eukaryota; Metazoa; Chordata; Mammalia; Carnivora; Hyaenidae
Gene: CHKB
Product: choline kinase beta
Exons: 9
Coding region: 105-1139 (344 amino acids)
Biological process (GO): phosphatidylethanolamine biosynthetic process; CDP-choline pathway
Cellular component (GO): cytoplasm
Molecular function (GO): choline kinase activity; ethanolamine kinase activity
Source: RefSeq, a predicted model, not a curated record
AAGAGCAGGCUGGCCGGAAGCGGACCCGAGCGCAGCCGGAAGGAGCCGAGUCUGCCCGAAGGGGGCUGAGCGCGACUGGACUUUGGGCUUGGCCCAGGCGCGCCAUGGCUGCGGAGGGGACAGCUGUGGUCGGAGGCGGGGCUGCUGACGGCCGCCUAGCCAAGGACGGCUUGCUGCAGUCUCAGUGCCCAGACGCGGCUCCGAACCGGCGGCGCAGCUCGUCGUUGUCGCGUGACGCCGAGCGCCGAGCCUACCAGUGCUGCCGGGAGUACUUGGGCGGGGCCUGGCGCCGAGUGCGGCCCGAACAGCUGAGGGUUGACCCUGUGAGCGGAGGCCUCAGUAACCUGCUCUUCCGCUGUUCGCUGCCGGACCACCUGCCCAGCGUCGGCAAGGAGCCCCGCGAGGUGCUGCUGCGGCUGUACGGGGCCAUCCUGCAGGGCGUGGAUUCCUUGGUCCUCGAAAGUGUGAUGUUCGCCAUCCUGGCGGAGCGGUCGCUGGGGCCCCAGCUCUAUGGAGUCUUUCCAGAGGGCCGGCUGGAACAGUACAUCCCAAGCCGGCCACUGAAAACGUGUGAGCUUCGAGAGCCUGUGUUGUCAGCAGAAAUCGCCACGAAGAUGGCACGGUUCCAUGGCAUGGAGAUGCCGUUCACUAAGGAGCCCCGCUGGCUGUUUGGGACCAUGGAACGGUACCUAAAGCAGAUCCAGGACCUGCCCUACACCGGCCUCCCCCAGAUGAACCUGCUGGAGAUGUACAGCCUGAAGGAUGAGAUGGGCAACCUGAGGAAAUUGCUAGACUCUACCCCAUCACCAGUGGUCUUCUGUCACAAUGACAUCCAGGAAGGGAACAUCUUGUUGCUCUCAGAGCCAGAAAACACCGACAGACUGAUGCUGGUCGACUUUGAAUACAGUAGUUACAACUACAGGGGCUUUGACAUUGGGAACCAUUUUUGUGAAUGGGUUUAUGACUAUACUCACGACGAGUGGCCUUUCUACAAAGCGCAGCCUGCACACUACCCAACCCGGGGGCAGCAGCUCCAUUUUAUUCGCCAUUACCUGGCAGAGGUCAAGAAAGGUGAGACCAUCUCCCAAGAGGAGCAGAGGAAACUGGAAGAAGAUUUGCUGGUAGAGGCUAAUCGGUGA